AUGGCAAUGCUUGCAAACACGGAGAAGCCUGUGACUUUCGGCGCCACAGUGGACGCACCCCAGCAGACGCUCCGCUCUCCACCUUCCAACGACUCCACCGUGUCAACGACGGCUGCCAAACAAGACAUGGGCCUCGACUCUUCGAAUCCCUUUUCUGCCUUCUACAAGCACCCGGACGCACGCCGCUCCAUGGACGGCCCUCCCCAGACCAAGACGCACCUCGACGUCAACAUCUACGACCGCGACCUGGAGUCCGGAGUCCCCCUUUCAGCGGCUACGACGCAGCAGCCCAAAGUGUCAGUCGAUGGACGUGUCAAAGAGUGCACAAUGUGGCCGUCACGGCAGGCAAUAAUGGAGAAGAAGAAGCUCAGCCAGCGGGCAAAGGGCUGCAGCUUCUUCCACAACCUGAGCAACAAGCAGAGACUUUGGGUUAAGAUCAUCAUUGCUUUAUUUCUUGUCGCUGCUGCGGCUGGCACGGGCAUAGGCAUUUCCAAGGCCGUAGGUGGAGGGGUCUGGAAGAAGCCCGGCGAGCACGGCGAUAUUCAAUAG
Didymosphaeria variabile is the source of this 549-nucleotide messenger RNA. RefSeq lists its product as uncharacterized. The transcript has a single exon. NCBI's taxonomy places the organism in Eukaryota, Fungi, Ascomycota, Dothideomycetes, Pleosporales, Didymosphaeriaceae. The record is from RefSeq and is a predicted model, not a curated record. The coding region runs from base 1 to 549 and encodes 182 amino acids.